Messenger RNA from Cylicocyclus nassatus, 555 nucleotides. Lineage: Eukaryota; Metazoa; Nematoda; Chromadorea; Rhabditida; Strongylidae. The record is from the annotation of a GenBank genome assembly.
CGACGCAUCGCAGAUAUAGAAGGUAUAUCUGAGAUCAGCUUUCUAAGCUCUAUCCACUGGCAUAAAUCUCCUUCCGAAUCGCCACUUCGACUAAGUGAACUUCCCUUGAUUUUUAAAGGCGAGACUAAACUAAGGCCUUCUAAUUACUGGGUGUUCAGGCCUAGUCACGGAAGGGCCACUGGGUUUUCUAUUUAUUUACAUCUAAAUGAUGACUGCUUCUCGUUAUCAUUCGUAUAGUGCUGCCGUUUGCCUGUCGUACUUUUCUUACGCUCGGUGUUUCGCAUGUCGCUUGGCCUGCUCCAGUACCAUGAACUGAUUAACUCUAUCAGUCUCCCACUUAUCGCGUAGAAGGUCUCCUAGUGAUAACUUCUCAGUUACUAUAUUUGCGGUCAUUGAAACUUCAACUCAUUAUUGUUUCGGUCAUUAAUUUACGUGUUGGUUCGGGUCCGGUUCAUCCAUUCCGCUGCUACUUGGGAAUAGCUUGUUAGGCUUGUUCAUUUUUUUAUUUCAUAAUCUCUUAUCUCGGAGUUCUGUUCUCUUCCCAGAAUCAGUCGG